AUGGCGGGGUUAUCUUAUCAGACGAACUUCCCUGCGUCCCCAAUGCCCCACCACUCGGCUCAACCCGCCUUGGCAGCCCAUCUCAAACUCAACGUCGGUCUGUCAUUUCCGCCCUCUGUCUCCCUGAGAUUCACACCCACCUCUACCAAUUUUAGAUUUGAGUUGGGCAAGAAGCAAAACGCCAAAAUGGCCGACGAAGAGCUUAUUCCCGUCUCCCAAAAAGUCCGCACCAUCUCCCACAUGAACAACGACCACCGCCUCGACCUCCAGCACAUCCUCCAGCACUUCAACAAUCUCAACGACUAUGAGGCCCGCGACCCGGAAAUGGUGGACAUCAACCUCCAGUUCAUGACUGUGAAGACACCUCACACUGGAAGGACGCACUACAUCAAGUUCGAGCCUGAACUCGCCAACUGGGCUGAACGCCGCGUCAAGCUUGUCGACAUGACCCACCAAGCCAGGGUCGGUCUUGGUCUCGAGGCCCCCGCGGAAGAGGACGGCAAGGACGAGAAGGGGGUUGUGGUGAGGGAGUAUAUGCCUCCCCGACCAUUCGACUGGGUCAUCUUCCUGGCGGUGCUGUUUUAUUAUUUUAACUUUGUGGCAACUGUGAAGUUGGGGGUGCUGGACGGGCGGGAGUGGAUUCUGGAUGCGUUUUGGCCGUUUGGGGGCCAUCAAGGAUGGAUGUGGUUGACAAAGACGAUUUUUUGGCCGGUGAUUGCGAUUCAUAUCUCCGAGGCGGCUUGGUUGGAGAGGAGUAGACUGAGCAAAUUUGGUGUGGAAAGGGGUAGUGGGGUUUGGUGGUUGUGGAUGGGGAGUUGCUUCAUUGAGGGUGGGAUGGCAUUUAAGAGAUUUGAUAUCUUGGUGAGGAGGGCGGAGGAGAAGGAGGACAAGAAGCAUUAA
This is a messenger RNA of Podospora anserina S mat+, 900 nucleotides long. RefSeq lists its product as uncharacterized. Bases 1 to 900 code for a protein of 299 amino acids. The transcript has a single exon. Lineage: Eukaryota; Fungi; Ascomycota; Sordariomycetes; Sordariales; Podosporaceae. The record is from RefSeq and is a predicted model, not a curated record.